GGUCGGGGCGGUACCGGGCCGUGAUCUUCGCGGCCAUGUUCGUCGGGUACACGCUGUACUACUUCAACCGCAAAACCUUCUCGUUCGUCAUGCCCGCCGUCAUGGCCGAGGUGCCGCUGGGGAAGGACGAGCUGGGUCUCAUCACCAGCAGCCAGUCCGCAGCGUACGCCAUCAGCAAGUUUGUCAGCGGUGUCCUCUCCGACCAAAUGAGCGCCCGCUGGCUCUUCUCGUCCGGCCUCCUGAUGGUGGGCUUGGUCAACGUGGUCUUCUCCUGGAGCUCCACCGUCACGGCCUUUGCUGGGCUCUGGUUCCUCAAUGGCUUGGCCCAGGGACUGGGCUGGCCGCCCUGCGGGAAGAUACUGAGAAAAUGGUUUGAGCCUUCCCAGUUUGGGACUUGGUGGGCAAUCCUGUCUACAAGCAUGAACUUGGCUGGAGGCUUAGGCCCCAUUGUCGCUGCUCUCAUGUCUCUGAACUACGAUUGGCGCAUGACUUUGUCCUUCUCUGGCUUCAUCUGCGUGGUUGUCUCUUUUGUUUGCCUUGUCCUGAUUAAAAACGAGCCGUCGGAUGUUGGGCUACCCAACAUUGAACAAGGAGCCAAGAAAGGGAAGAAAGGUUCCUCCAGCGAAAAUAGCACUUUGACAGAGCUGCUGCUCUCGCCGUACCUCUGGGUGCUCUCAACAGGCUACCUGGUCGUUUUUGGAGUCAAAACAUGCUGUACCGACUGGGGACAGCUCUUCCUGAUCCAGGAGAGGGGACAAUCCAUGCUUGUGGGUAGUUCCUACAUGAGUGCCUUGGAGAUUGGGGGUCUGGUAGGAAGCAUUGCUGCUGGAUACCUUUCUGACAGAGCGGUAGCAAGAGUGGGUCUGUCAAGCUACGGGAAUCCUCGGCAUGCGCUGCUGCUUUCCAUGAUGGCCGGGAUGUGUGUGUCCAUGUUUCUCUUCCGCGUCACAGUCACAGGCGAUUCUCCCAAGGAAAAUCACUUCUGGACUGUAGCCUUGCAACCUCUAGCUGAUCUUACAGGCCUAAAAGAACAUGAGCUGUGGAUCCUGACUCUGGGAGCUGUGUUUGGGUUCUCCUCGUAUGGGCCGAUCGCCCUGUUUGGGGUUAUAGCCAAUGAAAGUGCCCCUGCCAACCUGUGCGGCACCUCCCACGCCAUAGUGGCCCUCAUGGCCAACGUUGGGGGGUUUCUGGCCGGACUACCUUUCAGUACCAUUGCCAAGCACUACAGCUGGGCCACAGCCUUCUGGGUAGCCGAAAUCACCUGUACCGGUAGCACGGUGGCUUUCUUCUUACUGCGGAACAUCCGCACCAAGAUGGGCCGGAUUCCCAGGAAGGCUGACUGAGGAUGAGCUGCUUGGUGAAAAGGAUGCUCCCACGCCGACAUGAAUGAUGCUCGUUUUUUGUUUAACUGGCCUAGGAGUGAGUUUACCUAUUGCUGCAACCUAGAUAAAAAUGUCUCAAUUUCUCGUCCACUGUCACGUGCCUGGAGGGCACAAGGUUCCCGCUUCCGAUCACUUUUUCCCUCGAGAUGUGAUAAUUCAGCUAGUUUACAUUUGCA
Messenger RNA from Aptenodytes forsteri (emperor penguin), 1558 nucleotides. RefSeq names its product solute carrier family 37 member 4 (gene SLC37A4). Gene Ontology annotation, cellular component: endoplasmic reticulum membrane. Lineage: Eukaryota; Metazoa; Chordata; Aves; Sphenisciformes; Spheniscidae. The transcript is spliced from 9 exons. The record is from RefSeq and is a predicted model, not a curated record. Gene Ontology annotation, biological process: glucose-6-phosphate transport; phosphate ion transmembrane transport. Gene Ontology annotation, molecular function: glucose 6-phosphate:phosphate antiporter activity. The coding region runs from base 36 to 1343 and encodes 435 amino acids.